Messenger RNA from Platichthys flesus (European flounder), 4798 nucleotides. RefSeq names its product EF-hand domain family, member D2 (gene efhd2). The coding region runs from base 169 to 870 and encodes 233 amino acids. Gene Ontology annotation, molecular function: calcium ion binding. The transcript has 4 exons. The record is from RefSeq and is a predicted model, not a curated record. Lineage: Eukaryota; Metazoa; Chordata; Actinopteri; Pleuronectiformes; Pleuronectidae.
GACACUACAUCCUGAAGCCUGAGCUGUGUUGAUGAUCCCUGAACGCAGCACGAACACGCACACUCUCUGAGAGCAGCGCGACGUUUUGUUCAAACACCCUUUCAAAAUUUGAAAGACUCGCAGCUUUAUUCCCCCUCUCUCGUCGCUGAGCCACACCGCAGUCUGAAAAUGGCCACAGACGAGUUGUCGUCGAAGCUCAGCCGACGACUUCAGAUAGAAGACGGAGCCGAGGACCCUGUGGCCCUGGACCCGCCCGGACACCAGAACGGUUCCGUGGAGAAGCCGAGCACCGCCAACGCAGAUUCGGAGCUGGGCGCCAAACUGUCCCGGAGAGGAGAGCUGAACGAGGGGCAAGUUGAGCACUGUCAGCCCAGCAUGAAGGUCUUCAACCCCUACACCGAGUUCAAGGAAUUCUCCCGAAAGCAGAUCAAGGACAUGGAGAAAAUGUUCAAAAUGUAUGAUUCUGGGAAAGACAACUACAUUGACCUCAUGGAGCUGAAGUUGAUGAUGGAGAAGCUUGGUGCUCCACAAACACACAUUGGCUUGAAGAAUAUGAUCAAGGAGGUGGACGAGGACCUUGACAACAAACUCAGCUUCAGAGAGUUCCUGCUGAUUUUCAGGAAGGCAGCAGCAGGAGAGCUGUCAGAGGACAGUGGCCUCUGUGUCCUUGCUCGCCUCUCUGAAAUAGAUGUCUCUACAGAGGGGGUCAAAGGAGCCAAAACCUUCUUUGAAGCUAAAGUCCAGGCCAUCAAUGAGUCCAGCCGGUUUGAAGCAGAGAUUCGCCAGGAGCAGGAGGAGAAGAAGAAGCAGGCUGAGGACCAGAAACAGAGACGAGCAGCUUUCAAAGACCUACAGUCAGCCUUCAAUUGACCACCGAUCUCUCAUCUCAGGACCUUUCACUCUGUGCUGCACUAAGUCAAUGGGUGUUUUUUAAUGCCCCAUGUAUGUAAGGCAGUAGAAGUCCUGAGUUAUCUGAAAGUCCUCUACAUGUUUAUCAAUAGUCAAAUCCAAUGGACUCGGUACAAUGAACACAUUACCACUGUCUAUGCUUAUGCAGAUAAUAUAUAGAAAAUCAAUGAUUCAGCUGUAUAUUUAACUCACUAGCUCGGUCACGCCUUCUAAUAUUGAUAAAAGUUUAGUGCAGGACUGUCGAUAGAAUAGUCUUUGCUGAUCUAAAUGAAUGGUUCUCACAGUAUCUUUUCAUUAGGCAUAGCGUCCCCAAUUUCAAAGAAUCUAUUUUUACCCCAAUAUCUACUGUGGUGCACUGUGCUGGCACUUUGGGGCUGCUGACCCAGAGGGCUUCGGCAAAACAAAACGAAUGAUUACUUUCCAGGGUUUUCAAAUCUGGUCUCAUAGAGUUGUAAACGAGUGUGCAGUGUGUUGGCAUCUAAUAAACCUUAAAACUGUUGCUCAAAUCAGCCUGUAUUAGUUUGACAGUCUCCACUGUACCUGUUACGACAAGCACACACCAACACAGCUCCCAGUACCUGCUGUGUUUGGACAGAUAGCGCUUAGAUUAUUCCUAAACUGUAGUUGAAAUGACUCAUUCCUAGUAUUUGCAUAGAGUGGUGAUGAAUGCACUUAAUGCACUGUCUUGACUACAGUGUCAGCUUGCUUAAACUAUAUUUUAUUAACUUUACUCAAGAUUUCAAUCCACAGUGACACUUUACAGUCUCAUAAUCAGCUUGCCACACAAUUGAGUUAGUGUCGCAUGUUAAAGAAAUAGCUGAGCUCUGCAGUUUAAGUGUCACCAACUUCAUUGCUAACAUUAGGGGAUGUAUUGACCGGGGAGGUCCGGAGGCUUUUACUCAGACAUUUGUGUUUACACACAUAGCCCUUCUGGAGAAAGACUGGAGGUUCUGGGUCUCCCGAGUUCAGUGCAUUCAUGAAAGCAGCUUGAGUAAAACGUUCAAUAACUGAAAGGAAUGAUCCAAUUUUUGCUAAAUAGUCCAAGGCGUUAGAUUUUUUUUAAACUGCUCCCACUCUAUGUUAUCUCACCUGAUUAACCUGGAGGUUUAACAAACAAUAUCACAUGUGCCAUUAUAGCAGUUAGACUAGUGCCACUUACACUGUUUUACAUUCUCAUUGUAAAGUCAUAACUAAUGUGAAAUCCUUCACCUGCAGUUGAAACCAGCAUCUUCCUAAUCACCCCCUUUUUCUGUUGCCCUUACUAUGUGAAACCCUAGUUUUGUAAUCAGGUAAAUAAUUUUUCAAACAAAGUUGUGCGUUUUGCACUAACUUGAUAAUUUCAUUUAAGUGUCUUUAUCAAGAAUUUUGGAUUAAACUUGAUGUAAAUGUUAAAUUUAAUCCAAGAUUAAAUGUCCCUGUCUUUAAAACAUGGUGUUAAUCCUGAAGAUCGUGUGGAGGAUAGGGCUCAUAGAUGCAGAGACGGCAAACCCGAGCUAAUCAGUAAAAUAACUGGUACUCUGUAUUAUCCAAUAAUACGUUGCCAUUUAUUUGUAAUAUAAUCAGGGAACAGUAUGGGAUGUUUUAACAUACAUUCAUCUUUAACAAAUAAAUGGUAAAAUUACACCUGUUGGCCACUAGUUGGUACACAUUUUAAAAAAAUCUAUUUUAAGUAUGCAGCCUAUGAGAACAAAUAAACACCGAUCAGACUCGGAUGUUUUUAAUAUUUGAAACAAACAUUUUUGUUUGUGGCUUUAACUGAAUUAGCUUCUUGUUAGUUAAUAUACCAAUGCACCUAUACUGUACAUGCAAGGGUCAUUUCCUGUCAGUAGUUUUAUAUUUAUAGCAUAUAGUAUUGAUUUUAGUGACGAAUUGUUAUGAACUGAUCAAAACGUUGUAUUUACAUCAGUGAGUCCAAGCGACUAAAUAUAAAGCUUGAGUGUGAUACACUUUACAUAUUAUUAUACAUUGGCACCUUAUGUAUCAGAAAUAUAUAUUCUUAUGAAUGCUGUAUCUAACCGUUAUGACCAAUCCCUUCAUUUAUUUAAAAUGAUUUAUAAAACAAAGGCACAGUGUAUUUAAUGGGUAGAUGAUUUUAACAUGAUCUUCAGGAUUACCCUAGACCAAUUAAGUUCUUACAGUACCGAUAAAUGACAAAUGCGGUAUGAUUUGUGUUGUGGAGUUGUAAUCCUAAACUGAGAACUUGUACGUACAUGCGCUCACCUUACUUUUUCUCACAAAAAUACUGAUCGUGUUGGUAAGUUCUCUGUGUAUCCUUAAAUUAUUUUUACAACACCGGCAAAAAUCGUAUCUUUUUCUUCUACUUCUUUGAGUGUGCAUGCAGUUGAGCUCUGUUGACAACAACUAUGCGUCGCUUAACAUACGUCACAUACUACGUUGGUCUGAUUGGUUGUAGGUCUAUCCAAUUGAGCAAAGAGGCAUUUUUUUUCCCCUUGUUCGGUUGAAACACGCCCCAUAAUCACAGCCCAAUGGAGCAGUAUCAGACACAUAUUCUGACUAGAAUUAUGAGUAUGACAACGUCAGGCUAGGAUUACCCCAUAAUAUAAUCUAAAAUUGAGAUCUAACAUUUUUGUAUGAUGGCAUAGAGGGAUUUCAAAUCUUUUAUAGAAGAGAUCGUUAUUUUAGCUUUUAAGCAACGUUGUAAAUGUAUUGGGAACACAUGUUUGGUUAGUACUACAACAAAUAAUAUGCAAGAGCCUUUAGUGUAGUUAUUAUUCUGUUGAUGCAUGGCAGCAUAUCUCAGCACUUUGUGGCUGAAAUGUUCUUAAUACAUCAAAAGCAUAUCCGAUUUUUCUCCACUGUAUGAAAACACUACCUUUUCGAGGAUGAAAAAUUUCUCCUUGUUCAUUGUUUAAACAUUCUAGCAAAACCCAAAUGUGGUGUUGUCUGGAGGACAGGCAAUGAGUAGUUGUAACUGUGGGUAUUGUCAGAUCUGUCAUAUGUAUCUCCUGGUUUUUAUUAUUUCUAUAGUAAGGCUCAUUGUUUUUUUGGUUUUGAUCUGUCCCCAAUGACAUUGUUAGCUGUAAUAGAUGGGUAACUAUAUUGCUGUUAUUUUUUUUGUAAUAUUUGAAAAUUUUCAAAAGAGAUAAUUUCCAUUUGGUUGUUUUUGUUGUUGCAAAUAUGCAAAUGUUUUAUUGAUUGAUUUUCCUUAUUGAUAUUGUCAAGCCCACACUUAAUUAGUAGUGGGGGUUUCAGAGGGAAAAAAAACAUAAUUUUUUUUAUUUCAUUCCACUGAACAUUCCCUCAUACUGAUAGAGAACAAUGAGUUGGAGUUGAGUACACACACUGUCAUCUACUGAAUUCUCCAAACCUAUCAUUCGGUUAUGUCCAGGAAAGUGCCAAAUGUUUAAACUACUGUAAUGGGGCUUUUCAUGCUACAGCAGCACAAAUGUGACUGGAAAUAAAAUGACAAUGAUGAAAUAUUUGAUCUUUCUAUAUUUGGAAAACUGUUGGCAGUGUUAAGUGGUGAUCAUGUUGUUGGUACACAUCCAAUCCUACCAUUCAUGUCAUGGAUACAAUUUUAUGCUGCAGUUCUUGCAUUUUUCCACUUGGUCUGAGAGUUGCUAUAAAAGUUGAGGACUUCACUAUAAAUGUAAACUCAUGUUGUUGCAGUGCCCUCCCAGCUCACUGCUGGAAAGUUGACUGAACUGUGCUGAGUAAGACAACUUCAAAAGUGAGCUGGCAAGUCUGAGUAGUCUCUUGGCUGUAUUACAUUAUCACAUACUUUUUUUUUACCUGUACAAUUGCUUUCCCUGCUAUGGUUUGAUUAAAUUUCCACUUUCCUUGUUUUUGUUAGUUUGUAAAGUUGUACUAACAAAAGAGAAUGUUCUAAUGCAGUUUAUGUUUUAAUUUCAAUAAAAUGUCCAGUGUG